This is a messenger RNA of Hydractinia symbiolongicarpus, 1240 nucleotides long. RefSeq lists its product as uncharacterized. The transcript has 6 exons. Lineage: Eukaryota; Metazoa; Cnidaria; Hydrozoa; Anthoathecata; Hydractiniidae. The coding region runs from base 99 to 1073 and encodes 324 amino acids. The record is from RefSeq and is a predicted model, not a curated record.
UGUCAUGCUUGUGAAUGUGGUAGUUGUUCAUUGAGCGAAUGCGAAACAAGUGAUACAGAGUCGAAAAUACAUAUCUAAUUACGUUGUUAAAUCUCAUCAUGAUGUUGAGAGUAUUGUUGCAUCUUGUCAUUAUACAGCUCGUGGGUGGGCAGUUUAAUCCCGCAUGCUUUUACGUGUAUCCUGUGAUGACGUCAGGCCAAGCAUUUUGCAACGACGCUGAUCAAAAGUUGCUGGUGGGUGAUUUUGAUGGAUCUGGUCGAAGUGAUUUGCUUUGUCGUCAAAAUGGCAGCAUCGAAAUCUUUUACAACUUGUUAAAACGACAAAAACAAACGUUAGAUUUCUGUCAGAUUAAAAACUCGCAGUUAACCGCAGCGGAUUUUAAUGGUGAUAAAAAACAAGACUUAUUAUGUCGGGCUAAUGAUGGCAAAAUGAAGGUUUUGUUGGCUGAUGAAACUGGAAAGUUCAAAGACAGUGCGGAGAAUGUAAAAGCAAUCGACACAUGCGAUUCAAAAUCUUAUGUCGGUGAUUUCAACGGUGACGGACGUGCAGAAAUAUUCUGUCGGCAUUCCGACGGAAAAGUCUCACUAUCUCGCAUGAAUACAAAAGGAACAUUUGAUGGAACAGAACCGAUGAAAUGGGACUGGUGUGACAAGGAGGAUGAAUUACAUGCAGGUGACUUCAAUGGCGAUGGACGCACGGAUUUGUUAUGUCGAUCGUCAAAUAACAAAGUUUCAAUCGCUCUGGCGAACUCUAUGGGAAAAUUUAAUCGUACUUGGAGCCGAGAAUGGGACUGGUGCAAUCAAGAUGGCGUUUAUUUGAUUGUGACAGAUUUCAAUGGCGAUGGAUACGACGACUUGUUUUGCUACAAUUCCAAUCUGCACGAGAAAUCGUCGGUGGCUUUCAACACCCCAUACUUAUAUUUCAAGAACGGCAUGAAGUAUCAGUUUCAUUUUUGCACUCGAGGUGGUAUCGAUCGUUUCUUUGUCGGAUUUUUUAAUGACGACAAAAGAGCCGACAUCGUAUGCCAAACGGCAAUCGGUAAACCGCAUAUCGGUUUUAGCCACUGCGCCUAAAUAUGCACAAUUACGCCCAUGGUGUUUGCACCUGAACACAAGUGGUAAAUUAUACUGUGAUACAAAGUUGUGAUUUGAUUUGAUUUUUUUACAUUAUGACUUCACAUUGUAACCAUAUUCAUUAACACAAAUUUUUAUUUGAUAUAGCUGAUAUGAUAUAUCAUACA